This is a messenger RNA of Miniopterus natalensis, 1268 nucleotides long. It is a transcript of the gene DCDC2B, whose product is annotated as doublecortin domain containing 2B. NCBI's taxonomy places the organism in Eukaryota, Metazoa, Chordata, Mammalia, Chiroptera, Miniopteridae. The record is from RefSeq and is a predicted model, not a curated record. Gene Ontology annotation, cellular component: microtubule organizing center; microtubule. Gene Ontology annotation, biological process: intracellular signal transduction.
CGUCUCUAGCUGAGAAUACACUAUGGCAGCCAAGAGGGUAGUGGUGUACCGGAAUGGGGACCCUUUCUGCCCAGGCCGCCAGCUGGUGGUCACUCAACGCCGCUUCCCUACCAUGGAGACCUUCCUUAGUGAGGUAACAUCAGCUGUGCAGGCCUCAGUAGCUGUUCGUGCCCUGUACACGCCUUGUCAUGGCCACCCUGUCACUGCCCUGGCCGACCUACAGAACGGAGGGCAGUAUGUGGCUGCUGGCUUCGAACGAUUCUGCAAGCUCCCCUAUUUGCCCCCAGGAAGGAAGGAUCUAGGUGAGAAAGGCAACAGAUUACCGUGUUGUCCCGUGUCUCAGCACCCAGGUGAUGGGGCCCUUGGAUGGAGGCUACCUACAAGUUCCUCCUGCUAUAUCCAUGUGUUCAGGAAUGGGGACCUGUUAAGUCCCCCAUUUGGCCUGAAGCUGUCCCAGGCUGCCAGUGAGGACUGGGAAACAGUGUUGAGGCUCCUGACCGAGAAGGCCGAAUUACAGAGUGGAGCUGUGUGCAAACUCUGCACCCUGGAGGGGCUCCAGCUGUCAGCAAGAGCAGCUCUGGUGAGUGGCCGCUACUAUGUGGCUGUUGGAGAAGAUGAGUUCAAGGCCCUCCCCUACCUGGAGCUGCUGGUGCCCAGCCCCUCAAUGCCCAGGGGCUGCUGGCAUCCUCCAGACCCAAAGUCUAGGCCCCACAAGCAGGCGGCCCAUGGCCACAGGGCACAGGAAACCCAGUCGUCUCCAAAGGAACCAAGCCAAAUUGAGCGAUCUGCUUUCUAUGCCAGACCCCAGCAGGCUACUCAGCCAAGAAGCAUGCUCCCCACUCUCUCAUUCCCAUCAGGAAUCAAGGGAGUAUAUGGGGCUCCCCACCCAAGGAAGGAGACAGAAGGGGCCCAGGAAGUAGCAGAUGAUGAAGACACCUGGACAGAGGAACCCUUGGAUCAGAUGACAGCUCAGAUAGUGGAAGAGGCCGUGUCCCUGGAAAACCAGCCUGGGGCUGGGGCAGUAAUCUCAACCUCAGCCCCUGCUCUACUAUCUUGAGAGCAGCAGCCCCAACCAGGAACUGGGGACCACCACUCUGCAGCCCCCAGCAGCCUGUUCCAGAGGAACCAGUGACUCCCCGGGGCUCACAGGGUAUGCUUCAGCCCCCUCAGACACUCCCCAUUCUUCUGAUCUAAACCCACAGCCCAGUCUUCCUUUGCUCUCCGAGCAGAGCAAUCCUAGCCACAGAGGCCAUUUCCUAUGGGGUUCU